Molecule: messenger RNA, 2453 nt
Organism: Vicugna pacos (alpaca)
Lineage: Eukaryota; Metazoa; Chordata; Mammalia; Artiodactyla; Camelidae
Source: RefSeq, a predicted model, not a curated record
CAGCGCGGCGGCCGCAGGGGCUGCCCAUAGCCGCCUCCGAGUCGGUGUCGCUGAUCGCAGCCGGAGCGGGAGCCGGAACGUCCCUGCGUUCGUGGCUGCAGCAUGCGGGGCCGAGCCAAGCUGAACCUCCGCGUCCUGCUGGCGAGGAAAGUCGUCACCGAGGGCGGCGGUGCGGUUAUCUGGACCAGUUGGGACUCCCAGUCUCAGCCUCGGAUGCUGGACGGUGGCCCCAUUCCCCACCCAGCACCCCCAAACCCAGCCUGGUCCUCCCGGAGCCCUGCUCCAGACACCUCGGCACAGUCCUGCAACCCCAGUUUCCCACCUGCCCAGCAGAACUACCCCCAACUCCACCUUGACUGGGCUGUGAACUUUCGCCACCCCACCCGCCCCCAUCACCCAGACCUAGCUGCCAGGCUUCCGUCCUCCCCAAGCCCCCGGUCCCGUUCAUGUCACAGGUGCAGACCCUGCAGUCAGGCCCAUCCGGUUCCCCCACAUCCACCCGCAGUUUCCCUACCUCCCGGGUCUCAGCACUGCUGGCCCUGGGUCCCUAUGUUUCUCCGGCGGCUGCGGGGCUUUGAGCAGCACCCCGGCCGCAUCCCCUCGAUGCCAGGAGCCCCGAGUGUGAUUACCACAGAUGCCCCCGGACAUUGCCCAGGGUCCCUGCCAGGUAGGAACCACUGUCUUAACCCCUUAGCAGAGCAGGGGCUCCCAGGUCUCAGCCUGGGGUCCGGCGGAGGAGUGGGUGCCAUGGUGGAACAUUUCUGUUCUGUACUCACCAGCACAAGCCAGUGCAAGGCCAGAGCCUCCCCACAGCUGCAAUACAGUUCCAGCCGCACAGUCUGCUCCGUUCCCAGCAGCCAUGCAGAAAAUGCGAAAAGAAAUGGGUGGUGUGGGCCGCUGGAGGUGGAGCCCCCCGAUCCCGUGGUGGCAAUGGCCGUGGGCGAGUCCCGAGAGCUCACCUGCCGCCUGGCCUGCGCAGACGGCAGGGCUGCCUCCGUGCAGUGGCGGGGCCUGGACACCAGCCUGGGAGCCGUACAGUCGGGCGCGGGCAUCAGCGUCCUCUCCGUGCGCAACGCCUCGCUGUCGGCUGCGGGGACCCGCGUGUGCGUGGGCUCCUGCGGGAACCUCACCUUCCAGCAGGCCGUGCAGCUCCUGGUGUUCGCUUUCCCGAACCAGCUGACUGUGACCCCAGAGGCCCUGGUGGCCGGGCAGGGUCGGGAGGUGGCCUGCACAGCCCACAACAUCAUGCCUGCUGGCCCGCCUACCAGCCCUGACACCUUCUCCAUGUCCCUGCUCCUGGGGGAUGGGGAACUGGAGGGGGCAGAGGCCCUGGGCUGGGAUGUGGAGGAGGAGCCCCAGGAGGGCGAGGACCCGCUGUUCCAAGUGACGACCCGCUGGCUGCUGCCCCCCUGGGGGACCCCCGCCCUGCACACCCUCCACUGCCAGGCCACCCUGAGGCUGCCAGGCUUGGAGCUGAGCCACCGCCAGCCCAUUCCAGAGACAGACCCUGUUGCUGUGGGUUUUAUCCAGAUAGGAACGUGUCGCUCCCAUUCACAGCUGUGUCUCCAGUGGCUAAAACAGUGGCCAGCACAUAUCCUGCAGGGCCUGACCUCCCCGGAGCCCCCCGCCAUGUCCCCUCAAGAGCACCCUGGCACGACCCUCCCGGAUCUCCGUAUCAGGAUCCCCCCAGAGCCCCCCACUACCCCCCGAGAGCACCCCAUCACGACCCCUCUGGAGCUCCAAAUCACAACCUCCCCUGAGGUCAGCCCCGAGCAGGCCUCCGCCCACAGCCCAGGGAGUCCUGGCCUGGCACCUAGGAACAGCUCCACGAGGCCCUGCCACCCGGAGAUCCACGAGUCGUCAGCACUGGGGGUUUUGGAGCUACUGUGUGAGGCGGCCUGCGGCCCAGGGGUGGCUGUGCGCUGGACCCAGGCCCCUGGCGGACUGGCAAAUUACGAGACGCGGGAGUCCGGGGCCCAGGCUUGGCUGAGCAGCAGGAGCACCCUGUGGACCAAGUGCCACCCUGAGGGCUGGUUCCAGUGUCGCCUGGACCCGGGGGGCCAGGUGGCCAACCUGCACCUGGUCCCGGAAACCUGUUCCUCGCCAACCUCUGCAGCCCUGUGGACCGGCAGCUUGGUUCUGGGGCUGCUUCUCCUGGCGUUCCUCAUCUACCACCUGCAGAAACACUGCCGGCACACCAGCUGAUGGCCAAGGCCGCACUCUGGGCCCCCUGCCCUGCCCGGACCACACUGAGAGGGACUUUCCUUCCACUCAGUUGCGACUAGAGGACGUUUGCAGGGUUCUGGGCAGCAGGGGGGCUAACCGUGGGCCCUUUACCCUGAUGGCCACCACAUCCGGCUUCCCCAGCAGGCUGGGCUUCCCCUCAGUGGAGCCCUGGGGAGCCCCCCCACCCCAAUGGUGCAUAGCUAGAGAAUAAAAAGCAUCUGGUCUGA